Molecule: messenger RNA, 1809 nt
Organism: Acanthaster planci (crown-of-thorns starfish)
Lineage: Eukaryota; Metazoa; Echinodermata; Asteroidea; Valvatida; Acanthasteridae
Product: large ribosomal subunit protein bL35m-like
Biological process (GO): translation
Cellular component (GO): ribosome; mitochondrion
Molecular function (GO): structural constituent of ribosome
Source: RefSeq, a predicted model, not a curated record
CUAUCACGUCGAUACUGUACCGUGUACGCUUUUACCGCAACCGUGCACUAGCACUGCAGUGGCAUUCAGAGGUAUCCGUAGAACAUUCAACAAACAAAAUGGCGGCUCCCAUGCGAAAUUUUUUUUCGUUUGCUCAAAAAGCGGCCACAAGAGUAUGCUGCAGCCAAAUCCGUCUUAACACACAAUCAGUAGUAACAAGACUUUCUAUCACUUCCAACUUGUACACACAAGGCAGACUCGACCGUGCAGCGAGACCAGAAUUAAGGACAGUGUUCCACAGUUUUGGAAAAUCGGCAUUAAGCACGGGUGUCUCUUCACAAACAAGGCUAUACUCAUUACUCACAGGCAGCUGCUGCGAUGUGGGCACUAACAAGGGUAUCCUUUGUCAAAGAUUGAUGUUGUCUUCAGGAGAUUUAUGUCCCCAACAUCAGCCCAGUCGGACAGUGGUGAGGUACAGCAGAAACAAGGGAAAGAAGAAGUCAGUCAGGGCCGUCCUGGCUCGUUUCUACCGCUUUUCAAACGGCCUUUGGUUGCGGACCAUCGCCGGCCGCAACAAGAAGCGCUGGAAGAAAUCCCCUGCUCGCCGACGCCGCAACAAGUGGCAUGUCUUCUGCAACAAGACCCAGUCCAAGAUGCUGGACCGGAUGGUCACCAGCUACUGGAAGCAGCGCCGUUACUUCCCGGACGACCCCUUGGAGCCAUUCCAGGACCGUAACUACAAGGGCCUGAAAUUCUACCCCGGCAACUACACACUGAGAAAGAGGGAGGACUUGUGAACUUAAAAAAAAAAAAUUCUGUUUUUCCUGCAAUGGGAGCAAUUCCCCGGUAUACAGGAUUGCCUGCCAAAAAGCUGGUUUGUCUAUGCCAAUGAUAAGUAAGAAGUAAUGUUGGCCUUUGAAAACUUGUUCGGCAGUGUUCACCGGUACUGUAACAUUUUCAAAAGCAUGGACAUGUAAUGUGACAUCACUGAUCCGCGUUAAAGCCAAAAAGAAAAAUGCCUCCGGUUUCUGGUCAGGGGCUGGCUCCAAAAGUGGUGUGGCGACGCUGCUUUUUUUUUUUUCCCUCACUUUUUUCACCGCUAUCAAAACUGACAUAGACUGGCACCCUCACUAUUUCCUGUUUAAAAGCGUUUCCAGAUUGUAGAUGUACACAGGACAUCAGAUCACCUCGUGUGUCUGGUUCCCAGAUGUAAAUGUAAAAUACAGAAAUGACGUCAUCUGAAAAGUAGUGCCUAUUUGACUAUAAAAGCAAUGGGGGUCAAGAGGAACUCCUUUACUAUACAUAGACAUCAACCAUACCCCACGUAAAGAACAUGACAAUUAUGCAGGCGCAGGAUUCCAGUCCAAAAAGUUUAGCAGCUUUUGGACAUUGUAUAAUACAGUCUGUUUCUUUUGCCGAUGAGCAGGUCUACGGCGACACGCACACUGACCAGAAACCGUAGACUUUUUUCCCGGUCUAAGUGGGGAUUGUUGUCCAGCCGAGCCAAGAACCUGUGCGUCACUUUAGAAUGGAUGCAAGUGAAUGGUGUAGCAUUUACACCAAGGUUUGGAUAGUUUGGAUGUCAAAUUGUACACCGUGUGAUUCACGCAUGUCAACCUUGGCAUGUGCGGGCCACUACAAGCAUUCCCGUGGAAUAAAGAAAUGAAAAGUAAGACAACAUUCAUAUAUCAAAUACAUGUACAUGUUACAGUAAAAAAUGUGUUUGGUUCAUAAUAAUUAUGUCAUGAAAUGAAUACGUUUACGACAAUUUAACGAUUUAUUGUUCCUUGCACAGGUUAGGUUUCUGGUAAUAAAAGUUCUUGAUUUACA